Molecule: messenger RNA, 2756 nt
Organism: Mya arenaria
Lineage: Eukaryota; Metazoa; Mollusca; Bivalvia; Myida; Myidae
Exons: 6
Coding region: 13-756 (247 amino acids)
Source: RefSeq, a predicted model, not a curated record
UGGAUGCUUUGAAUGAAAACCAGCCCAAAGGAUUAUUUUUUUACGUUCAGUAUAUAUCGGUGGACAGCAGGAUUAUUGGGGAUAUUGCGAGUGUCGGGAGAAAAGUGUUGUACUCCGAUUUUACGGAUGCUCUUUAAAAUGUUGAGGAUAUUUCUCACCCUUGCUCUCCUGGCAGCUGUUCAAUGUAAAUUUGGAGGUGGAUUUUUUCAUCCUGAAUACUACUACGAGGGGGAAUCUGAAUCUGAAUCUGAAUCCAGCGAAUCUUCAAGCGAAUCCUCCAGUGACACCUCGAGCGAACACCCACCAUGCCCGUGUACCCCGCUCGAAGUCGGCCAGUGUUGUGACGACUGUCAUUACUGUAAAGAUGAAAAUGCCAUAUGCGACACAUACGGAUAUAGUAAAGUGUGCAUCUGCAAAUAUGGCUUCAUAUUCGACUAUGAAUGCAAGAAGUGCGUUACUGAAACGAACAAGACUACUCCGACGACGCCACCGCCGAAUGGUACAGUGCCACUUGGCGAGCCAUGUGGUCCGUCUGCCAACGACUGUAUAAGACCAGAUCGAAUAAAAUGCGAGAAUGUCAUUUGCUGUGGACAGGAUGAUUGGCCGAAAUGUAAUGAGAAGUUCUGUGUAUGCGAGACUGCAAAGGGCUAUAAAUAUGAUGAUGUCUCAGAGGGUUGCAUAUACACUGGUGAAAACCAACACGAACUAAGCAAAGAUUGCAAUAACUCCGCUGGAGAAAUGGCAAAUUUGGGAUAAGCGAUAACCUACAGUUAUAUCUAGUUACAUUAUGCCAGACAAAAGCCUUAAUUAGCUCUCUUAUAAACGACCUUGCACUCAAUUAAAUGCAUUGUUAGUGUCACCAAUUGCUUCGGAAAUUGUACUUUCAAUUUCAAUUAAUUUUCCAUAAGCUCUUCUGUCAUUUGCUCUAUUUAAAAAAAGGAUAACUACAAAAAAGAUUCGAAUAAUCGAUUAUGCGAGUCGCACCUUGAUAAGUCAGAGUCUUAUUCCGGAACUCUGUGUACAAUGGAGUUCAACGGAAUUGAUCUCUGUGUACAUUGAAGUCGAAUGGGACUGAACUCUGUGUACAUUGACGUCGAAUGGGACUGAACUCUGUGUACAUUGAGGUCCAUUGGGAUUGAACUCUGUGUACAUUGAGGUCCAAUGGGAUUGAACUUUGUGUACAUUGAAGUCCAAUGGGAUUGAACUCUGUGUACACUGAGGUCCAAUGGGAUUGAACUCUGUGUACAUUGAAGUCCAAUGGGAUUUAACUCUGUGUACAUUGAGGUCCAAUGGGAUUUAACUCUGUGUACAUUGAGGUCCAAUGGGAUUUCACUCUGUGUACAUUGAAGUCCAAUGGGAUUGAACUCUGUUUACAUUGAAGUCCAAUGGGAUUGAACUCUGUUUACAUUGAGGUCCAAUGGGAUUGAACUCUGUGUACAUUGAGGUCCAAUGGGAUUGAACUCUGUGUAUAUUGAAGUCCAAUGGGAUUGUACAUUUAGGUCCAAUGGGAUUGAACUUUGUGUACAUUGACAUCACAUGCUAUUGAAGUUUGUGAACAUUGAUAUCCCAUGAGAUUGAAAUCACUGUACAUUGAGGUUUUAUCUGAAUGAACUCUGUGUACAUUGAUAUCCCAUGAGAUUGUGUGUUGUUGUUUUUUUGUUAUGGUUAUUUUGUAUGUGUGUGUUUUAGAACGAAACGUGCUCUCUCUCAGUACAUGGUUGUGGAUGAAUACACUGCAUUGACCGUAACUAUGCACUGUCCACAUAUGAGGCUUGGAAUAUAAACAAUUCAUAGUGCAUACUAACAGCGUAAAUGUGUAUAAGGUCUCUAAUCUAUCAAAAGGUCUAUAUGAGUUUGAGCAGUAUUUCUUUUUAUAUCUUCGGUGCAGGUUUAAUUAAUGUGAAUGUAAAUAGAGGUAAUUUUGCAAUCGUUCCAAAUCGGCCAUCUCCGCCAAGCUUCAUGUUGGAUUAUGGAUGAGGUGUUCCGAUUGGUAGUUUUGUUGAUUUAUUUGGCUUGAUUGACUUGUUGUUUUUUUCAAUAAAAUUUUAUUAGUUUAAAAUGACACAGUUGUUUGAUCACACAACCACAUUGUCAAAAUUACGAACACUCUACAGUCAAUUCAUUAUGUAAGGAAGUGAACUGCAUUCGAAAAAUAAGAGAAAAAUAUGGAAAUAAUUAAAUCUAUAUGUAACUAGUUACCCUCAAUAGUACUAUGUAUCUAUGAUGAAUAAUUACGUUACAUUCAAAAUAACUAUGCAUAUUUAUGAUAAAAUGAUGCUACCCUCAAUAAUACUAUGCAUACCUAUGAUAAAUAAUAACGUUACUUUCAAAACAACCAUGCAUAUUUAUGAUAAAUAAUGAUGCCACCAUCAAUAGUGAUUUGCAUAUCAAUGAUAAAUAAUGAUAAGAUUGUGUACGUAAUGAUCAAUUGUUUAACAUGGACUGUUAAGAAUACUGUUGUUAACACGCAGAUGAUAUGUAUUGCAAUAUCAUUUUUCAAGUCUUCUUCUUACGCCGAUAUUUAAGCUAAUGCAUGUUGAACUACGUUGAACUACGUAUAGCGGUGUAUUUAGUUCUAUAGAAAACACAGUCAAAGAUCGCGUUGUUUGUUCUGAGUGUCCUCCGAGGCAAAUGUUUAUGAUACAAAACGACUAUAAAGAAAUAAAUACACCAAUAUACAUUUAACGUUGAAAUAAAUCAUUUGACGUGUCUUAUCGUACUUUAACUUAUUUAAAAGAAUAAAUAUAAGAAUAGAA